This is a messenger RNA of Chroicocephalus ridibundus (black-headed gull), 11529 nucleotides long. RefSeq names its product chromosome 5 C4orf50 homolog (gene C5H4orf50). The record is from RefSeq and is a predicted model, not a curated record. The transcript is spliced from 19 exons. Bases 1903 to 6882 code for a protein of 1659 amino acids. NCBI's taxonomy places the organism in Eukaryota, Metazoa, Chordata, Aves, Charadriiformes, Laridae.
AUAAUUUGAUAAUCAAAUAAGGACCAGCACAUCAUAAACACUGAAAAAAAAUCUAAACAGAAUUUACACUGUCACACCAAUCAAACACUGGGAAAAAUACAAGUGCAAUUACUGGCUGCUAUGUGAACUGUUAUCUACCAAAUGGUUUUCUUACAGUACUUGAGAUCUUUGUCUCCAUACUGCAUGCUUUCAACAAACGUGGUUUGCAUUUCACCCAGGAAACACAGAAUCUCCUUUUUGAUAUCUAUAUAAAAAAGCUAAGUGUUUGACAAUAAGUUCUCUAUAGUAAAUAGCUGACAGGGAAAAAAACUGUUCAAAGUUGAAAACAAAUAGAGAUUUACAACCCUGCAGUGGUAAAAAUUCAUAUUAUUUUCAGAAGUCAGAAAUCCAAAGGUGGAGAAGAGGUGGGUUUUGGAGAAAGAGAAGAUGGUAGAUUGAGCUAAGAAAACUUUGAAGUGGGUAAGAACUGUGAGGGAGAAAUUAUUUUUUGAAUGUUUAUAGAAAAUCAAGGCAAUAACUUCUAAAGAUAGCACUGGGAGAAUGGAAGGUCCCAAGGCGGCCUGAGAGGCCAGGAAAAGAGAAUGCAUGAUACGCUGUGCUCAGUUAUCUCUUCAAGAAGAAAGAGGGGCUUGAAGAAAUGGGUGUGUAGAUGAAUGUGAUAAGCAGUGAAAGAGUUGGAAAUAAAUGUUUAGAAAUCAUGGCAACCUCUCAGGUGAAAUAUAAAAGUGAAAUUACCAACCAGGAAGCAAAAACGGCACAACCUCAACCAGCAGAGGCAGACAAAGAGUGAAGGACAUUGACCACCUGAACGGCAAGAAAAAUUUUGGGAGAAGCACAGAUUGAAAAAAUAAAAGCUGAAAAGAGUUGUUUAAGAUGGAGAAUGGUUAGAAAAUUCAAAAAUGUUAGGCUUUUCUUUCAAAGAGGGAAAAGCAAAUAAUUCUUUCAGAGCUGGAAAGGCAAUAUGAAGAAAUAGAUAAUUUUAUUUAUUUCUAGAAUGUUGAGGCAAGCUGAAAAUAUUAAGAGCACAAUAUAAAAGGCAACUUUCUCCUCCCUCACAUUUUCUUGAAAAUCAUCUUUGUGUAAAAGGGCUACAGAAAAAGCUACAGAGAAACAAGUCUGCUCCCAUGGACACACUGAACUCCAACAUGAACGCAGAGUGGAAUAAGAUGGUUAUGGUAACACACCAGAUGAUAAAGUGGAAACUGUGAUUGAAAAAAAUAACACAAGGCAAAGAACGAUCAAGGCAGCACAAAGAAAGCUGAGGACAAGAUUUGUCAUAGCAACUGAAUAUCUCACUGUUGGAAGUGCAGGAAUCAGCCUCAAAAGAAGCCAGUUUUCUCAGAUAAUUUUUAGGCUCUGAAGUAGAGACCAGAGAUUUACUCUUCACAAAGAAUCACCAGACAACGUCAUUUAACCUGCUGAAGGAGCUGACGCACUCCACAAAAUUCAGUCAGAUGCAGGAAAGUGUGGCUUGUGUUGAGGGUCUGAACAACCCUGUUUCCUGGUACGAAGCACAAUUUAAAUUGGAAACAAGGAUCAUGCAGAAGUUUGGAAAGUCGAUCCCAAAAAGAAUGUGUUGCUCACAAUGUGUUAUUCGAAAGGUGCAAGCGUUUAGAGGAUGUGUUUUCAAAACCAGAUUUUUCAUGUUUUAGUUAAAGCUUUUAGCAGUGUGAUGACAGAAUGUGAAAAAAUGAGGUCUUCACUGCAAAAGGGAGAGUUUUGGCAAUACUUUCAAAAGAAGGACCAUAAUUGGAGAUAAACAGAGGUUGGGGUAACCAAACAAGGUGCUGACGAAGGAACAGAAAUUGAAAAGUGUGAUUCACUUGGCAAAGAAACACUCUUUCUUCUCAUAGACAUAGUUUUGCUCAUUGCUGCUUUGGAAAUGAAACUAUAAGCACAAACAUGGGAUGGUCACAGCAUGUGGCUGCAACGGUAAGAGCACUGCGGAGACAGGAGAUGGUCUUGUUACAAAGCAGGAAAGAUCCAAUUCCAAAUCAAUACAAAUGUAGCAAAAGUAAAGACAUUUCACAGAUGCCAUUUAUAGGACUAUAUCUACUGAAGAGAGUUUCUGGAAAUGAAGGUGAACUGCAAGCUGAAGAACUUUUAGAGCUAUUGCUAAAAGAGGCAAAGAUUUUCCAGGAAUUAGAAGAUGCAAGCAUACCUGAUGACCAAGCAAACAGUGCUGGAGAAGAGAAUUUGAACCUCAGAAUAAAAGAGCUGGAAAAGUCGGAGCAAAAACUGAAAGGUGUUCUAGAGGACUACAUGGAGUCAGAUUCUGUCCUAAGAAACAGGAUGAAAGAGCUGGAGCUGUCACACAAAACACUUCUUGUGACAAUUGAUCAACUAAAUGUGAAGGUGCACCAGGUUGAAAAUGCAAAUGUGCGUGUUAAAGGGAAACUGCGAGACAUUCGGGAGGACCUGAUCAACUUGGUUGAAAACCAAGAAAAGUCAGAGAAGAAGCAAAAGCAAAAAUUACGUUGGCUUCAGGAGCAGCUGAAGACAAAAGAAGAUGAAAUAAAAAGCCAGUCAGAGUAUUUUGAGCACUACAAACAAAGGCAGAGACAACAGACAGCAGUGUUGAGAGAAAGGGAGUGUUACCUUCGGGGUGAGGUAUCUAGGCUGGAAAAGCAAGUCCUAGAUCUUAGUGCCCAUAUUGGUCUUUUGACAUCCCAGUUAGAAGAGGGAAUGGUGCAGUAUCUCCAACAGAAGCUGGAAUCAUCAUUCAGUGGGACUCAGGGCUAUAAACACUCUGAUGUGGAAGUAAUGGAAUUGAAAACUUGCAUGGAAAAUGUGGAGCAUGACAUGAAAAGACACCUCGAGACACUUCAGCAAAAUCUGAAGCUUUUAAGGGAAAAAGAGGAGGACAAGAGAAGAGAACAGGCAGACCUGCUGAGAGAACUCCAGUGCUCUCUGGACACUGAAGACUUUCUCAGAAGAAAAUUGGAAGAAUCUUCCCAUCACGUUUAUAGUCUGAAAUUAUCUGAAAUCAAACUACAGGAAAAAAUGGAGGAGCUUUUAGAUGAAAAUAGGGCUUUAACACUUCAAGGUAGAGUGCAGUUGAAAAAGAAGAAAGAAAAGGAUUUAUGGCGUACAAGACUGGAGAAUGGAGAAAACAGUGUUGGCCUGAAUGGAGGUUUAAUCCAGGAUGACAUUCAAAAUCUGAAAUGGGGAGCAGUCUUGGAUUCGUUCAGAAGCAGAGCUACUCAAACUCCAGUUGUGCUGCUAAACGCUAAAGAUUCUGAAACACAAGGAUGUGGCCGUGAUGGACUAAAGCAGAUGGAGGAGCUACCAGAACUUCUACCAGUUUUGGAACACAAUUGCAGCGCCUUUGCAAAAGUUGCUGGUCUAGCUGAGAUUGAGCAGGUCACCCUUGGAACAAAGAGGGCAGGUACUCUAGAAGAUAAUUUCACUUUGUUCAGAUGUACCCCAAAUUAUUGUGCAGCAAGACUGCUUCCCCCUUGCUCUGAGAAGUUAACUACUGAUGAGGCAAGUAAGGAAACCAAAGAUGAAGAAAACUUUUCUCUCUUGAAGGAAAAAGUUAUAGAUCUACCAGCAAAGACAUCCUCUGUUUCUGUGGCUGAAGCUUUGAUGACGAAGAAGCUCCAGCUUACCUUGUUAGAACCUGAAAGCUACCACAUAUCAGCUGUCACCACUGUGAAGGAAACAAAGAGUUUGGAUUUCUCUGAGGCAAACACCAGUCUUUGCUCUGAUGCACUUGUUGCAGAAGGAGGAUUUUCUGACAAAGCUUCUGCACUUCUUCGUGGAAAGAUGCCUUGUACUGUGACUGAAAUUUUCACAUCAUUUCUAGAAAAAUAUAAUGUUGAAAAACAUUGGGAAAACAAGCAAAUUCUGCCAAAAAGCAUAAGUGAAAAUAUAUGUCUGGAUGAAGUUGUUGAUGAUGGAAAGUACCACCAAAAAACCUUUAUAGGGAGAGCUAAAGGAGAAGAAAUACAGAAUGAACAAGCCCAACCACAACAGGUGACCUGUAUUCCUGAGGAAAGUUCUAAAGUUUUAAAUAAAACUGAAUUGAUGAGGCCUGGGAAGCAAGCAAUGGAAGCCAGAGACAGCCUAGGUAGCCCACAGGAUGUCCAAAAUUUAUCUGUUGAUUUUAAAGAUUUAAAGAAGCAUUUUGAAGGGAGCCCUGAACAAAUGGAGAAACAAGGAAACCUCUCAGAAAUCUGCAUCUCCGAUGUGAAUAGGGCAUAUAAGGGAGAAGACAUAAUCAAAAUGGAGGAGGAAGGAGAUCAACCUCAGAAACCAACUCACCAAACAAACCCUUCCAGCAAUAUUGGGCUGAAAGAAAAGAAACACCAGGCUGUGAAACUAUGUGAACCAAAUGAGAAGAAUUUCUCAUGUCAAAAAAUAAUUGCUGAAAAUAUACAAUAUGCAUACUGUCAGAAUUUUUUUUGGUCAGAAGCAGAGAGGUAUCCACUAAGCAUAUUGUCUCCUUUGCGGGAGAGGGAGGUGUGCUUAAGCAAACUGUUCCUGCCAGGGAGCAAUUUUUACGAGCAUUUGUGUCAUCUGUCACUACCGGAAGCUGGUAAUGAACGUAAUGUGAAAAUAUAUGCACUGGAAAAAGUGGUGGCUGUAUGUUCCCAGAGGAUAUUUCUACUGAUGCAAGAGAAUGAAAAUUAUUCAAAAAAGGUCUGUAUAUUACAACAGGAGAAUGAGAGAUAUGCCCAGAUGAUGUGUGCACUGGAAGAGGAGAUGGAUGCAUAUUUUCAAUACAUUUUAGCAGUAGAUGAAGCUAAUGUUGUUUCAUUCCAAAACUUACUUAAUGAGAAAGAAGUUGCUGGUGGAUGUUACAAUAACUUAUCAGAAGAAAACACUGUGAGCCCAGGAACAUUUUUUGUUGAAACCUUGUCUAAGAACCUCUCAUGUGUUGAAGAGAAAAACAGGAAUUCUGAAAAAGACUCUUUGACAAUUGCAUCAAAUAAACUUCCCAGGAGUGUUUUAUCCCUGGAUGGAAGGAAAACGAGAUAUUUCCAGCUGCUUUCUGACCUGAAAGAAGAAAGAAGCAGAUGCUUCAAAGAAAUAGCUAAAUUAUUACAAGACAAGGAGAACUAUGUAACAAAAUAUAAUGAAUUAAUACAAGAGAGUGAAGGCAAUUUACAAAGAAUAUCUCUUUUAGAAGGUGAAAAAGAAGCUUUACUGGGAUGUUUGGCAGAGGUAAAGCGUGAACGAGACAAAUACGGGACCUUGGUUUCAGAACUUCAAGAGUGCAAAACCAGCUGUUAUCAAACUAUUUCUGAUUUACAGAAGGAAAAACGUGUACUGAAAAGAGAAAUAGACAGAAUCAAGAAAGAAACUUCAGAACAGCUUGAUGAAUUUCAUAAGGCAAAUGCAAACUUUAUUUUAGAAAAUAACCAAUUGAAAGAAUUAAUGCCUUCUUUGGGUUUCACCGAUGAAGAGCUGAGAAAAGGUAAAAUUUUGGAAACAAAGGAAAAGAUAGUAAAACUAAAAGAAGAAAGUCAGCAAUGUGGUCUUAAGCCAGAGAAAGUUGAAACAGCAUGUAGUGUAACUCAGACUGAAGAAGAAGGAGUUCUGGUUGUAGACCCUUCAAACUAUUUUCCCAGAAAAGAGGGCAGCAUGUUUGAAAGCUACAGUGUGAUGAAAGAGCAAGUUGAAAAGGCAAAAGAGGAACUAAAAAUACAGCAAAAGGAGUUAGAAAACUCAAAAAAAGAGGCUCAGAAGUGGUACAGGGAACUUGGCUUUGCCGAAACAAGAUACGAAGAAAUCAAAACUCGUUUGACACAGGCUCUCUCAGAAUUAGACCGUUUUAAACAAGAAGUGGGGGACAAAAUGCUUGGAAAGCACAACUGCAAAUUGAUGCCUGUGCACAAUGUGGAAUAUGCCCAGGAAACAGAGGAGAAUAAAAUAGCUAAUAAGAGAUUACAGCAGCAAGUGCUGACCUUGAAAGCCCAGCUCAGGGACCAAGCUGCAUUACAAAAUCAGUUUCAUGACCUGCAGAAUGAAGUGGAACUCCUUCAGGCUCAGCUAUGUGAAAAGGAAAAAGAACUUCAGAAGAGAAAGUCUGAAGUGAAGCUGACACUAGCUCCUCUGAAGGCUAAGCUGGCUUGCCUUACCCGAAAGUGCCAGGAAAGGAACAGCUUCAUUAUGAGGAUGCAUGGUGAAUUUCACAGGCGAGGAAUUAUUAACUCCACAUUUGAUGAAAAGGUGAAAAACUUGGUGAAUGACAUGACUCUGGCAGAGUACACGGUCGCUUUUACACCAAUGUGUGAUCAAGAGAUGCUGCCUCCUUCCACAGACAUUUCACAGGCCAAUGGACAGCCAGAGGAUCAUGAGACGUGUGUCAAAGUGAAUGGGAUGACUGGGUCAAUACCUGCAAACUCUCAGCAAGAGGUGGAUAGCCUCCCUAGUUCUCGCAUCGCUCCAAAUGCGUAUGCUGAUUCUCCUAUAAAAUUAACAAGUCCAGAGAGGAUCAUAGCCUUGCAUCGAGAACUAAGACAAAACCAUCGCAAAAAUUGCCAGAUGCCUUCAGUUGUCUCCUCCGCCUCAAACCCAAAGGCUGACUGCAACCUGCCCGUGAUCCACCAGGAGGGCCCUUGGCCUCUGCUGUCAGGGAUGAAGGAUGCACUGGUGCCUCCGGAGCGUAGUGCUUUCUGGGCCACGAAGGGGAGGGAUCGGUUGUCGAAAUGUGAUGAUGUAUUUUGGGGUCAAAUAGGAAAUCAGCAUGCAGGUGCUAUUCCCCGGGGAAUGAAACAGAAAAAUGCCAUUAUGAAUAAGGCAUGGCUCUCUAGAGAAAAAACAGAUGGCUCAACCUCAGCUACCACAGCAAAAAGCUAUUUGUCAGAUGUGUUGUCAGCGAGUAAUAAAGGUCGAAAUCCUGUGGGGAGAAAUCAGCUGCACGGGAAAGAAUAAAACCUGCAGAAAUAAAACAAGGGAUGACUUUGCCAGUUGGUUUGGGCUGCGUUAUUAAACAGUGGGGAGAGGCAGCCUGAUGGUUGGUUCAGAGUGUCCUGUAGAUGACGAAUUAGGAUUUUGGAAUAUGACUUUCAUUGCGGAAUACAAGACUGUCUUGGAAAACUCAUGCUCCCUAUGUACAUUUCAAAUCAGUGUUCAAAUUGCUAGUGUUUCUGGCUUGGUUUCUGAGAAGACAAGUGUCCAGUGCAGUUGUAGGAGAGAAGUUCUGUGAUUUGAAGUUCAGUCUUGCUCUGAAAAGCAGUGGCCUGUUGCCAGCUCUUGUAAGGUGUAUGGAAGGGAGGGUUUGGCUCCCAUGGUCCUUUAUCAGAAAGUUAAUUUUGAAUCACCCAAGCAAAUUAAAGAAGGCAUAAUAAAGGGAAGAAUGUAUCAGUCACACAGAAGAAGCACUACUGCUCUGAAGGAAGGAUGAAAGGUGCUUUGACCUGGUGGUCAAAGCUGCUUCAUUACAGGAAAAACUGAGCAGUUGCCCUGACUUACCAUCUGCCACGUUUUAGCCACAUCCUGCAGUGGAAGCUGGCCAUGUGGGCCAACCCAGUGUGUGGUUUGAGUUCUUGUUCUGUUUUCUUGGGAUCUCAGCAUUUGCAUUUUAAAGAAAUUAUCAAGUUAAGCACAGAUCUUGGUCUUCAUGGGUCUGCUUGCGUGGGCAUGUAAUAUCUUCAGCCUCAUGGCUUUGCGCAUUCCUGAAAGAGUCUUUGAUCUGAGUUAGGAUGUUUAGUAUUUCUGAGGAUGUGGUACUUGAGGGUACAAACUAGGAAAUGAGACAGAACCGCAUUUUUACAAGGGUAAGUAGGAAUUGGGAAUGUACUUCAUGUGCACUGAGAGGCGCUUGAAACAUCAAAGGGCUGUGUCCUAAUACUCCAGAUUGAUUAUUUCAACCACAUGAAUAGGUCACACUGAAUUUAACUUUCAGAUAAGGUAUUUGCAGGCAUACAUGCUUUUCCUGAAAUAGGUGGGUUUGUGCGCAGUGGUUGGCUAUGGUGCACUCAUUUUGCAACCACACUGCACGAUACAGAUUUACACACCCAUAACCCAUACUAUUCAUACCUGAGUACCCAUUUGUGAAGGCAGGGAGAUGUGAACACCGGCACAAGAUUUGUGCAUAAGGGAUUGUAUGGUUGCAUCCAUUCCUUCUUUAACUAAAGGCUUGCACACAGCACUGUUGAAGUCAGUGGCAAUACUUGUGUUGUCCUGAAUGGGAGCAGCCAUGGCUACUGUUCUCUCGAACUACCCCUUACAGUCUGAUGCACUUUCAGUUUUGAUAACUGUUUUAUAACUUGUAUUUCCUCUUUUUUUUUUUUUUUUUAACAUUGAGCUAACUGCUAGAUAGUGCUGUCUUUACAAUGCUUAGUUGCCCCGUAAUUCCAGAUAUCCUUUGAAAGGAGGCAGAAGGAUAAUAAACUGUGGAAUCCCAAAUCAGUUUAAUGUAACAUGCAUUUCUAGGUUAUGAUUAGUAACAAGAUGACACGUUGGCAUGGUAACACUUGAAGCUUAACUACAAGUUCUUAAAAUAAAGCAAUGACAUAUGUGUAGGUUUCUAUCCAUUUGCAUACUAUCCACCUGAAAACAUACAUCAUUUCCACAACACUCAGGCAAUUAAACACUACUUCUUACUUUUGAAUUAAGUGCUGAACUAAAACAUCAUGCCUCUUUCCUAGUAUUUAUGCAUAAUCUCCCACCACAAAUUAUAAAUGUUGAUAAUGAGCCUGUCCAUUUUGUAACAUCUUAGGCUUUCUGCCAUUUGGUUUCAUUUUAAAACGAUUAGCAUAAGGAAUGUAGAACACAUUUAAUUCUUUGUGGUUUCUACCACAUUGAUCUCCUUUAAAUUCUACCACCUCCUAAUAUGAAAAUCGUCUCACGGAUAUUGGAAAAGCCUGUUUAUUAAUUAAAUUGAUAGACCAGUGGGUGCAUUUCAGGUGGCUGAGGACCGGGAAUUAAAAUCCCAACUUUACCUCAAAUCGUUGUAAGAAAGCAGUAAAAUUUUUAAGUGAGAUUACUAGGUGAAACAGAGAGCCUAGCUAUUGUUUUCUAGUUGCCUUAUGGUGAAGAGAAAAGUGUUGUCUAGUUGUUAUAGCCCAUUCAGCUUUCUUUCACUAAGCAGAAGUUAACUUGUUUAGAUGUGCUAUGUAUGGUAAACAUGCCAGGGGAUGCUUUACGUGUAUCGAUGUUUUGUGUUAAACUUUCUCAGAAUGCAAAAUCGGGCACUUUGUUCUGAUUGCUUUAUAUGCACAGUAUUGCUUUGACCAAAUUCCUUACAGUCAAAAUUAAGAUGCUGCUAAAUUCUGCGUAAGUAAAUAUACAAUCUUCUUCUGUCACCCUAAAUAGACAAAAUGGGCAGUGUUACAUGGAAAAUAAGAUUUCUUUGACAAUUCAUUUAUUUACAUAUACAAUUCUAUAUAGAGCAUCGCAGGAUAUUGAAAAUAAAGCUUACAGUGUUUCCAGAGCUCCUUACACGACCUUUAAAUCCCAAAUUCUGUUCACACCACUAUGGAUGGCAGAUUCUGGAAGUCCAAUGAUUGACUCUGGCAUGAUAAUCAUGUUACAUUCAGUAUAAUACAUUUGCCAGGAAAUAUUUCACAUAUGCAGCAGAGUUCCCAGGAUAAACCUCCUGCUAAGGCAUGGCUGAUGUUAGUCCUUGUGGCCUUUUAAAAAGUUAAAAAACCCUGAUCUGUUUUUUCAUAAAUCUACCUGUAUUUCUCACUCGCAGAUGAAGGAUUUUAGUAUUUGAAUUUGCCGUGGUUGUGGGGUGGAGGGAGGGAGGGACAUGUGCAUGCUGGGUUUUGCCACUAAUCCUUUGGAAAUCCUUUAGUGCCUUAAGGAGGCAGAGGGGGAACAGACCUUAGGAUUACAGAAACUUGUUCAAACCUCUUUCCUGCUUUAGCAGAAUUCUUUUAAAAUAUAUUGUGCCUUUGGCUCCAAACACAUUUACAUUAGAAAUCAGUAGCCGUGGGAUUAUGGACAGGAAUUUUUGCCCCUGCACAAAUGUUAGGAAAGAGAGUCUACUGUUUCUUAUAUAGGAUAUGAAUUAAAAAUAUAGCUAACUUAAGUUCUGACAGUGGAAUCCAUGCAAAAGCCAUGAUUUGACAACUAGGAAUGUUGCAAGUUUCAGGUAAAGUCAAAAAGAAAAAAAAAAAAAGGAGAAAUUUGAAUGUGCUGGAUGAAAUGCUUGUGCCACUGAAGUGACUGGCAAAUUUCCACUGGUUUCCCUGGGACCAAAAUUUCAUGCUUGCUUCUACUUGGCUUAAGAAAUGCUCACUUCUGAUUGAUAGAUACUUAAGUGUCACGCUUUAACGUUUUCUAUGCACAUAGGAGAGGAAAAGAGAGAUUAGUAGUUGUGGAGAUGGGCCUUGAUUGGGAGCUGUUGGGAUCUGUGGUAUAAAUCUCUGUUCACUAUUGUUUCUCCGUGUAACAUAGACUCUUGCUAUGGGAAUAUGAAUAUGCAAAUGUAAAUUCCCAUGUGAGAGGUUACUGCGCAGUGUGCACUAACCGAUGCCGAACAACUAUAUUUCUCUACUCUCUGAAUUGUGGCUUUGUCUUUUUUAAAAAGAGGGUGAAAAAAAGCCUGAGUGAGGCAAUUCAUGUACUCACUGAUGGUCAUAAGUAGAUCUUAGGAAAACUUGAAUAAGCUUUUAGCUCAUGAGUGAAUUUUACCUUUAAAGAAUUAAGAGCAAUAUGUCGGUUACAGAGCCACAAAAAAAAAAAAAAAAAGGCAAAAAACGAGGACCUGAAAAUCAGAGUAGUGAUGGUGGUCUUCUAUUUUGCUCUCUGUUAUGACAAGUAAGUUUUAAAGAAUAUGUAAAUAGUUAAAAGAAAAUCAUUACAUGGCUCGCAGUAUGUAAGACAAGACCCAGCAUGGAACAGAUUUUUAUAGCUUGUUUAUAAAUUACGCUUCUGUCUUUUGUUUGGAACUUGGAAAAAGAAACCAUGUAAAGUAAAUAAGGAGUAAAGACUUACUGCACACAUUUGUUUGACUGAAACAAAGAUAUUUCCCCACCUCCUGAGGUCUUAAUGAGAGAUCUGGGAUGAAUAAUGUAUCUUGCCAUUUGAGCUCUAGUGCUGUGCAGUUAUUUAACUCCUUUGCACAGAUAUCAGUGGGAUGGUAACCAGUGGUCAUGAAGAACAGUUGUUAGGGCUACAAAUUGGGAUCCAUUCGAAGAGGUGCCAAAGAAUGAACAAAAAGACCGGGGUUUAUGGUGUGAUAUUUAUUAACCCGAUGUACCACCUGGACUGCGGAGGGAGGGGUGUUUGUAAAUAAAUGCAAGAAGUUUAAAGUCUGACCCAUGACCGCCCUGUAACCGGGUGUCAAAUUGGUCUCAGCUAGAUGAGAAGCUUCAAUAAUAUCCGAGAGGCCACUCUUGUUUUGGUCUGUUCCAUUAAAACCUUCUGGAUAACUUUUCAACAAAGAUUUCCACUCUAAGACAUUUGUCAUAGGUAUCAACUGUACAUAUGUGUUAAUUUUCAGUGUAACUAGGGAGGAUACAGAACUGUAAUGAAGUCACGAAGUCUACUUGAUGAUUACCACAAAUUUGUAACUCUCACUUAAAUUAUGUAAGAUAUGUUGACAUUUUAUCUUGUUAACAAGAUGUA